This is a messenger RNA of Anopheles nili, 2813 nucleotides long. RefSeq lists its product as uncharacterized. The record is from RefSeq and is a predicted model, not a curated record. Gene Ontology annotation, biological process: proteolysis. Gene Ontology annotation, molecular function: serine-type endopeptidase activity. Bases 1 to 2718 code for a protein of 905 amino acids. The transcript has 12 exons. NCBI's taxonomy places the organism in Eukaryota, Metazoa, Arthropoda, Insecta, Diptera, Culicidae.
AUGCAGCUCGUCAAGCAACAAGCACUGCUCGUGGGACUGCUAUCUAUAUUCACCAGUUGCACUAAUGGCGAUCGCACGUUUAUGGCGUUUAUGGACAGCAUAGUAGCUGAAAAUCGCAUCGAGUUGGCCAUGAUGCCGAAUGUCCGCGAAUCGCUGGAUGAUUGCCACAUGCGUUACUACAAGUACGAUGAAGAGGUCAACGAGUAUCCGAUGUUCGAGCGUGCUCGGUUGGUACAUCGUGAGUACCCUCAUCUGGCUUUACUCGGUUGGACGCAACCAAACGGUACGAUCGUGUGGGGCUGCGUAGGAGCGUUAGUGUGGGAAAACUUCAUUCUAACUACGGCGCGUUGCAUCGGCAGCCGUGGCCUCGCGGCUCCCGAUGUAGCGCGUAUGGGAGAUUCCGAGCCGCUGGGAAACGAGAACGUUAACCAACACGUGCAGCAGUUGAAGAUCGUGCAAGCUGUUCGUCAUCCGGAGUACAGAGCCGGUGAAGGACAGCACGAUGUGGCGUUGGUGCGAUUGGAGCAGCACGUGCGGCUUCACUCGACCGUUGUUCCAGCUUGUCUUUGGAAUCGGAACGAUUUCAAUCACACCUCGCUGGAAGCGAUAGGAUGGAACACGUCAGGAUCACCGAAGCUUUCCAAAGUGACAGUUCAUCCCGUCAGCUGUGAUCAGUCAGUGGCAAGUCAGAACACCUGCUUCAACAACGACGGCUCAGAUCGGUGUUUGGGUGGUUCGAGUGGCUUCGUUCAAGCAAGGUUGCACCACAACUCGAAGGUGUCACCUUUUUUGCUCGCGUUUACCGCAACAACGAGCGGUCAGUGUGAUGGUUCCACACCAGCAGUCUACACGCCGGUGUCCUCGUACAUCAAGUGGAUACAAGAGACGAUCGUCGCCAGUGGAGAACGUGUGUUAGAUUGGGAAUUGCCACCGGAUGCGUGCGCUUUGCGUUACGUGCACUUGCGCGAGUACGACUCGGACGUGGUGAUCGGUGAAACGAGUAACUCGCAGACGGUUACACCGGGUCGGAGUCGCAUCAAGCUGGAACAGACGUACCCGAUGGCUGAGAUCCGCUAUGGAGGUUACUACGUCAGCCGGGAAGACUGCAACGGGAUCGUCAUAGACGAAGACACCGUGUUAACGCUGGCACAAUGCACCACAAACUACGGAAAACUCGCUGCAUAUGUAAACUGGCGAAACGAACGGAACACCGUCGUGAAGCAUUACAACCAUCCGGGAUAUCGCGAGGGUGAACACCACAACGACAUCGGCAUCCUGAAGGUGGAGAUGCCUUUCGUGUUUUCCCGAAGGUUCGUUCCAAGCUGCAUCUGGUACGAGCCAGACCUUCCUGGGGACGAGAUUUUAGUGAGCGGCUAUGGAAGACGUGAUUUGAACUACUUCAGCCUGCAUUCGGAGACAGUGACUGUGUUCGAACCGAGUGAAGAUCGAUUGGUUGUGCGUUCGAAUGUGCUACCUUUGGCCAAUUGUUCCUAUCCCGAGGAGUUCCAAAAGGGACUUCCUCGCGGGCUCACCGAAGAGAACAUCUGUUUCGGCCACGAUACCUACCUGGUGCCAAAGAUAUGUCAGCAAGCAUACGGUGGCCCAAUCGGAGGUAAAGUGGCCAGACUCGAUCGAACGUUUCAGUACGCGUACGGAUUGAACUCGUUCGGAAGGGAUUGUGGCUUUGGUCGUGCUGCCGUGGGUGUAAAGCUGUCCCAUCACGCACACUGGCUGAAGACGAUCCUGUUGGCGGACUAUCGCACGGACACCGGAUCAUUGCUGUUCCUGCACUCAGAGCUGGAAAUGAAUGACACAUGCCGGCACGUGGAUGGAUCGGAUGGACGGUGUAUCGACGCGACGCGUUGUCCUCGAAUUCGGUAUGAAUUUUCCAACCACAGGCAGGUGGUGUUUUGCAACUCACCCACCGUCGUCUGCUGUCCGUACGAGAAUAUGGUGAACGAGACGACCGCUGCUGGUCGAGAGUUGGACGAGUGUGUGGAGCGUUACGGUGAGGCUCGUUCUCGAUCCAUAAACCACCUGUACCAGAAUGGACCGUCGUCGGACGAAUUUCCGCAUCUGGUUAUGAUCGGUUGGAAAUCGACGAAGGAAGACGCAGCACCACGAUGGAAGUGCAGGGGAACGAUCAUCGCUUCGAGGGCGAUCGUGACGGUUGGAACGUGUUUGCUCGCGGAAACAGGUUCACCAACCGCUGUGCGGUUGGGUAUGAACAACGACGCCGCAGUAGUUGCCAUCGAGGAAGUGAUCUUCCAUCCAGACCGUAACGGAUCCAGUGGAAUUCAUGACGUAGCGGUGAUCAAACUGAACAGCUCCAUCGAGCAAACGUCAUCUUCAGUAUAUCCGGCCUGUAUUUGGUCGAACCAAACGCACACACCCUUCGAAAUGAUUCAGCUGGUGAUCAAUGAAACCGCCGACGAGUACGUGUACUCGAUGGCUAAAUAUAACGCAGAUUGCAACCCACCGGAGGCUGACGAUCGACCUGAGGAUCGUUUAAGAUCCAGCCAGCUGUGUGUGGAUGUAAGCUCACCCAACACGGUAGUUUCCAGAGGUGAUGGGAUGUUCUGGUCACGGGCCCACGAGGACGGUACAAGCAUCCAGUAUUUGGUGGGCCUCAUGAGCCACCGUUUACGCCACGAUCCAUCGAUAAACGUCCACAUCCGCAUGUCAUCGUACGUCGGGUGGAUUAAGAGCAUCUUGUAGAUACUCGAAGGUACGCAUUGCGGUGAGAAUGGUAACACUUUGUAACGCGAAACGAAUAUGCUAAUUACCGCGAAGGUGGACAAAUAAAUAAGGAA